CAAGCCCCGAGUUCCAUCAGUAUACAACAGCACUUCAACAUACCUAGCAUGUUGAAAGCAGGAGAUCCCUUUGUUCAAGCAGAGCUAUUGAACCUGAUACACGCAAUCGCAACUCUGGUCAAAUGUAUCGCAUUCUAUAUUGUGAUAUGUGCAUUGAAGUUGCUGGUGGUUCACGUCCUCAAGGUGGACCUUGGGCCUGCAGCCGAAGCUUUUGUCAAAGAAUUGCGAAACCACGCCAAACCACCAACGUUCCAUGCGCAAGGUGGAACUUGGCCGAACGAGGACGCAGGACAAGAGAAAAGAGAAGCUUGAAGAGGUUGGACAAACAUGUAUCAUAGCAUAGAGGUCUGUAAUGGCAGAAGAUGGUCGAAUGUGCAUGCAGGUCGUAUGACCCUGUCGGCCGAACAGGAUCGGCAGGAUGUCGGCAAGGCUUCAGAGUUCCCCCAAAGGUGGAGAGAUGUGCGGGACUCCCUUGAACGACGUAUCUUGGCGUAAUAGGUCAUUGCUGUAUAGCAUCGUCAGUCACCCGGGUA
Molecule: messenger RNA, 533 nt
Organism: Aureobasidium pullulans EXF-150
Lineage: Eukaryota; Fungi; Ascomycota; Dothideomycetes; Dothideales; Saccotheciaceae
Exons: 2
Coding region: 49-312 (87 amino acids)
Source: RefSeq, a predicted model, not a curated record